Molecule: messenger RNA, 1738 nt
Organism: Gossypium raimondii (Peruvian cotton)
Lineage: Eukaryota; Viridiplantae; Streptophyta; Magnoliopsida; Malvales; Malvaceae
Product: cytochrome P450 71D9
Exons: 2
Coding region: 28-1551 (507 amino acids)
Molecular function (GO): monooxygenase activity; heme binding; iron ion binding
Source: RefSeq, a predicted model, not a curated record
CCUUAAAAAUCCUGUCCUUCAAAGCCAAUGGAGCUUCCUUUUCCCUCCUUGCUAGUUGUGCUUUCUUCCUUUCUCUUAUUGUCAGUCGUAGUUAAAAUAGUAAAGAAAAUGAAAACCAUUGAUUCAACCAAGAAGCUGCCACCAGGGCCAUGGAAAUUACCCUUUAUAGGCAACCUACAUCAGCUAGUUGGCUCACUACCUCAUCGAAUUCUCAGAGAUUUGGCCAAUCAACAUGGACCCUUAAUGCACCUACAACUUGGUGAAAUUUCCACCAUCGUUGUUUCAUCAGCAGAAAUUGCCAAAGAGGUGAUGAUAACACAUGGUAUUAUCUUUGCUGAUAGACCUUAUGUGGCCGCUUUGGAUAUUCUGACUUAUGGUUCUAGGGACAUUGCCAUGGCACAUUAUGGCAAUUACUGGAGACAAAUACGAAAAAUUUGUACUGUGGAGCUUUUAACAGCGAAAAGAGUGCAAUCGUUCGAAUCAUUCAGACAAGAGGAAGUCUCAGCUCUUGUGAAAUCUAUAUCUUCAAACCAAGGAUCGCCAAUCAAUCUCAGCAAGAAAAUAUUUUCCUUGACAUAUAGGAUUACAUCAAGAGCAGCAUUCGGUAACGUAUGUAAUGACCAUGAAUUAUACUCAUCAGUUGUGGAUGAAAUAGUAAAGCUGGGUUCUGGAUUUAGAGUGGCAGACAUGUAUCCGUCUUUUAGAGUGCUUGAACGAAUUAGUGGAUUGAGACAGAAAGCUGAGGCUCUGCUUCAGAAGAGUGAUAAGAUACUUCAAGACAUCAUUAAUGAACACAGAGCCGGUCUGGAGAGUGAAAUAAUAGGUGAAGAAGCCAAGGAAGACUUGGUUACUGUUCUUUUAAAGAUUCAACAACUUGGUGGUCUUGAAUUUCCCUUGACUGACAAGGAAAUCAAAGCAAUCAUCUGGGAUAUCUUUGGUGGAGGGGGCGAAACAUCAUCAACAAGCGUAGACUGGGCAAUGUCAGAAAUGAUGAGAAAUCCAAGGGUGUUAAAAAAGGCACAAAAUGAGGUAAGACAAGUCUGCCAUGGAAAGGGAGAUGUGGACGAAGCAAGUAUUAAAGAAUUAAAAUACUUAGCAUUAGUUAUCAAAGAAACCUUGAGGUUACACCCUCCAUUUCCUUUGUUACUUCCAAGAGAAAGUCGAGAGAAUUGCGAAAUCAAUGGCUACCAAAUUCCUUCCAAGACUAAAGUCAUAAUCAAUGCAUGGGCUAUAGGAAGAGAUCCUAAGCACUGGAGUGAAGCUGAAACGUUUUAUCCUGAAAGGUUCCUCAAUAGUUCCAGUGAUUUCAAAGGAACAGAUUUGGAAUAUAUCCCAUUUGGAGCAGGAAGAAGGAUUUGUCCAGGCAUAUUAUUUGCACUUUCUAACAUUGAGCUGCCUCUAGCAAAAUUGCUUUACCAUUUUGAUUGGGAGCUUCCUAAUGGAACGAGGCAUGAAGAUUUAGAUAUGACUGAAGACUUCGGCGUGACUAUGAGUAGGAAAGAUGAUCUAAUCCUAAUUCCAACCAAUCGUAUCAAUGAAUCUACUGAAUAACAUUUUUCUUUUUGACUAUUUACUGUUAUCCAAAUAAGGAUGUUUUUAUUGUCACAAUAAUUUGUGCUUUCAGCACUAAGAACGUGAGGAUCAAAUUCCGAGAGGGACAUGUUUUAGGUUGCCAAAGUUUUUUUUGUUCCGAGUUCGAACUCAAUUAUCUAUCUUUCAAUUCAUGGUUUUACAAAAA